CGAGAAAAAUAAAUAAAGAAGCAUAAGAAGAAAGCGUUUCACUUAACAGAAACAGUUAGCGUGCUUGCAACGACUUUUAUGACGAUUAGGAGCGAUUAUACGAUUAUAAACCAGUGGAUUAGGUGGGCGCAGUUGUUAUUCUUGCCUUUAUGAUAAACGGUAUUCUAUCUUUGAUAAGAAGCUCUAUGGUAAGAUGCGCAUAGUAAAGGUGUAAGAAGCUCUUUGAUAAGUAGCUCUAUGGAUAAUUCUUGCCUAUGUAGGAAUAUUAAAUUUUAUAUUGUUAUGAAGUAAGCUAUUUGAUUGAAUCUGUGGACUAUCUCUUGUUUCGCCGGCCCGUUUCACUAAUUUCCAAUGGCAAGCUAUCUCUUUUUCUUUUAUUUCUAUGUUACAACGUAAUGCCAAUCUGUGCUAUUUGAUUGAAUCUGUGUACUAUUUUGAGCAAAAUCCUGUUGCAUUCCCUAUUUUAUGUGUUUGAGCUGAGCUGUAUUGAAUCUGAUAUUUGAAAGGACGUAUCUCGGCCAGAUUAUAUGUUUUCAUGAGGUUUUCCGAUCAUGUUUUAAGGGAUCGUUGUAGAAUUAAUAUAAUUAUUCUAUGAAAAUGACAAUUCGCAUUCUGUUCAUAUUAACAAAACAGUUGCUAUGUAUUUUGUAGUUGGUGUUGAUUGCGAUAAAGGUGAUUUGCCACUAACUCUUUAUGAUUCUCAACGAAACCGAUUCAGUAAAAAUUUAUCCUGUAUCUUGUUCAUCGAUUGUUCUAUCUGACACGAUGCAUUGCCAUGUACAGGCCAAGAGAACCAAGAAGGUUGGGAUUGUCGGGAAAUACGGCAGCCGAUAUGGUGCUAGUUUGAGGAAGCAGAUAAAGAAGAUGGACGUUAGCCAGCACAGCAAGUACUUUUGCGAGUUCUGUGGAAAGUAUGCAGUGAAGAGACAGGCUGUUGGCAUCUGGGGAUGCAAGGAUUGUGGCAAAGUGAAAGCAGGCGGUGCUUACACCAUGAACACUGCCAGUGCUGUGACUGUGAGGAGCACCAUCAGAAGGCUGAGGGAGGCAACUGAGAGUUAAAUUUAGUUGAAGUUUGUGUAUUUGCCAUAUUUCCCACCUUUUUGAGUUAUAAAUUUCAAUUGAUGUAGUCGCUAGACUUUGGAGACUUGGUGAGCUUUGUUGGCCACCUAUAUAUGUACUCCAAUUCUAUAUUCCUUUUUGGCUAAAAUUCUUUUAAAUUUUGCAGUCAUUUUCAGAAUCUGUGUAUACUUUAAAUUUUGCAUACUGUUAAGUACUAUUUCAUUAUAUGAGAUUGUUGCGUGUGAUGAUUGUACCAA
This is a messenger RNA of Salvia splendens (bonfire salvia), 1316 nucleotides long. RefSeq names its product 60S ribosomal protein L37a-1. Gene Ontology annotation, molecular function: structural constituent of ribosome. The record is from RefSeq and is a predicted model, not a curated record. Gene Ontology annotation, cellular component: ribosome. Bases 694 to 1059 code for a protein of 121 amino acids. The transcript has 4 exons. NCBI's taxonomy places the organism in Eukaryota, Viridiplantae, Streptophyta, Magnoliopsida, Lamiales, Lamiaceae. Gene Ontology annotation, biological process: translation.